GGCAACGCGCGACGCGAUGCCGGUACUUCCCCGGACUUGGCUCACUCUCAUAUUUUGUCAUGUCAUAUUAUGGAAUCUAAGCUGUGCUCAGUACCAAACCAUUACGGGUCGUAACAUAAGGCAGAAGUUGGUUUCAAUGACGCGUGAGCUGGUGCUGGACGCCUGUCAGAAGAUCGCCGCGAUCCAGAGCUACCGGCGCGAGUACGCCCGGGCCGAAAUCUUCCAGAUGGGCGACAUGAUACACUACAUGCGCAGCACCUUCAAGAAAAUGACUAAAGUGUACCAGUUGACUGACGAGUACUACUACAUAAGAUACGCCGAAGGCUGGUUCCUCCAGAAUUUACAAGAACUAACUCUACAAGCCAGUAUGGUUGAUACUAUGCUCAAUAUUAUAAAAGAAGGGACGGCGAAAAAAGAAACAAAGGCUAUGCUGCACGCGCGGAUGCAGCGCGUGCUGCGCAGCGGCAAGAAGCGCCCGCGCGCGUCCCCCAGCCAGCCCAGCCCGCCCAGGCGUACCACCAAGAGGAGGAAUCAGAAGUGGAGACAUGUCGUAGAUAACGACUUUGUAAAAGUGUAGAGUUUGGUUUGUUGAUGGCAGCCUGAAACCAGAUAAAUCGUGACUUAGCUCUGCAUCAGUUCAACUAGUUUGUGUAUUAAUGCGACGUGUCAUACUGACGGUACCAAGAGUUUACAACGUGUCUCACUUGCUCUGUUCUAAGACACUCGACUCUUUCACAUAUUCGUGGCUAAUAUCAACAGGCGUUUUGUAAUUUUGCUUAAAUGUCGAGUGUUUACUGGAUCUUGGAUAUGUUUCACUUUAGUUGUUAUAAUCUCAACUUGAAAUCAAAUUAUUUGUUCUGUUAUGUAAGCUAUUGUAUACUCAUUCAUGGAAAUAAAUAUUAUCAAAUUCACAACACUGAUAGA
Messenger RNA from Spodoptera litura, 924 nucleotides. NCBI's taxonomy places the organism in Eukaryota, Metazoa, Arthropoda, Insecta, Lepidoptera, Noctuidae. The record is from RefSeq and is a predicted model, not a curated record.